Molecule: messenger RNA, 507 nt
Organism: Fusarium pseudograminearum CS3096
Lineage: Eukaryota; Fungi; Ascomycota; Sordariomycetes; Hypocreales; Nectriaceae
Exons: 2
Coding region: 1-507 (168 amino acids)
Biological process (GO): glycine decarboxylation via glycine cleavage system; protein lipoylation
Cellular component (GO): mitochondrion; cytoplasm; glycine cleavage complex
Source: RefSeq, a predicted model, not a curated record
AUGGCUUCAAUCGCUCGCUCUCUGCGCUUCGCCGCCCCUCUAACAAGGGGUAUCGCUCCUCGCGCUCCCAUUGCCCGCCCUAUUCGAGCUUUCUCCUCCACCAAAUUGAGCCUCGCUCGCAAAUACACAAAGGACCACGAAUGGAUCGAUCUCUCCGCCGAUAAGAAGCACGGUUUCGUCGGUAUCUCAGAGUACGCUGCCGAGCAGCUCGGUGACGUAGUCUACGUUGAGCUCCCCGAAGCCGGUCAGUGGGUUGAGCAAGGUGACGCUGUCGGCGCCGUCGAGUCAGUCAAGUCUGCCAGCGACAUCAACGCUCCCGUUCGUCUGCGCGUUAUCCAAGUCAACGAUAACCUCGAAGAGAAGCCCUCCACGAUCAACAAGGUUCCCGAGGACGAUAGCGCCGGUGGUGGUUGGAUCGCAAAGGUCGAGGUUGACGAGGAGGGCGCCAAGCAGUUUGAGAAGUUAUUGGACGCCGAGGCUUACAAGACGUUUGCUGGAGCCGAUUAA